AUGGAUCAAGAAAAACCUGGCACUAGUGUUAAUCAUGGUAAACGAACUCGACCUUUGUUGCUGCAACCGAGUCCAAAGAUUGCGAGGGUUUCUGCAUACGCAAGUUCAACGUCUAGUUCUGUUCUAAAGAAUUCGAAAAAGUUAAGUCCGAACUCUCCCCGUAAACCAAAAGUGCUAUAUAAUAAAAGCGAUGUGCCUGCUCCUGGCACCCCAGUUCCGGAUAAGCAUGUCCGUAAAGCUGGCCCUUAUUUACUAGGACCUAAAUUAGGACCCAGUCCUGUUAAGAGUAUAGUGCAGUGUUUGGCUCGUAAAGAAAAGACUGAUGAAUUCUACCAAAUAAAAAUAUUAACCCUUCGAAACGAGGGACAAACUGAAACACAAGAUGACAGACAAGGCAAAAUGCUUCUGCACACGGAGUAUUCAUUGUUAUCGUUGUUAAAAGACCAGGAUGGUGUUAUACAUCAUCAUGGAUUGUUUAAGGACCAUGCUGUUGAAGAAGUUCCAAAUCCAAAUGGUCCAGGCUUAAUAUACACUGGUCGUGUGAGACAAAGGCUAUUUCUAGUAUUAGAUUGUGUGAAUGCACACCAAUUUAGUGAAAAGGGUAGCGAACUUAUUAAUUUACAACAAUAUGUUACUAAAGUGAAGAAAGUUCCUGAAAAGGAAGCCAUAUUGAUCUUUUAUGAUAUAGUUAGGGUUGUUGCUAAUUUACAUAAGAGAAACAUAGUUCACAGAGACCUGAAACUUGGAAAUAUUGUUUUAAACCAAAGAACUGGACGAGUCAUUAUAACAAAUUUCUGUUUAGGAACACAUUUGGGAAGCGACAGAGAUCUAUUAAAAGAUCAACGAGGCUCCCCCGCAUAUAUAUCUCCUGAUGUAUUAAUGUGCAAGCCUUACCUCGGUAAACCUUCGGACAUGUGGGCUCUGGGUGUAGUUCUAUAUACUAUGUUAUAUGGACAGUUUCCCUUCUGUGAUACAAGCCUAGCCCAACUAUUCAGCAGGAUUCAGGCAGCCAAUUAUAACAUUCCACCUGAUGGAAACUCAGUUCAAGUAACAGACAGCACAGUAUUCUUAAUACAACGGUUAUUGGUUAAAGAUCCCAAACAUAGAUUGUUAGCAGAUCAGGUUUUAGACCAAUUGUCAAGCAUAAUAGCUUCAUAUGUGGUCGUUCCGAACCCAUCUGAAGAUCUACAAGUGGUACCCGAUGUUGUAUUGGAUGAGAAGCCAGCUAGUAAUGGUUCAACUGAGAUUGAAAGGAAACCUUUCUUGACAACUCCUGAUAGUGAAAGAACACCUAACUCAUCUGAGGAGCUCGGUGUGUUUUGCGUUCCACUUCCCGAUUUCUUAGCACUGAACUUCCCAUCGCCCACUCGAGUGACCCAAAGCAGUAUUCUAGUACAUCCAACGAAUCCUAUAGACUCAAAUCCUAGCCAGAGACAAAUCACCGUACAAAGAAUUGGGAGAGACGCCAGACCUUUAUUGCCAUGUGAAAUAACAAGAUAUCAACACAUGUUCACAUCAAACAGAACAGAAAGACGUACAGAACAGAAUUAUGUACCUGAACACCGUUCUGAUAAUUCCAGAUUAAGAUCCUUAGCUCAUAGAAUACCUAGACUUAAUGCUAUAGCAUCAACAUCAACAGCUGAUUUACGAGUUAUACCUCUAUCUGAUAGAUCUAGAUUGGAUAGAUUAGAUCAAGAUUAUAUUCUUAGAUUGCCAGUUGUAGAUAUAUCUAGAAUGCCAAACAGAAUCAUGAAUCCUGCCCCGGUACAUUCAAUCAAUCCAGAAGCAGUUGUUAAUAAUCCACGACCACCUGUAGAUAAUACUGAUUUAGAAUACAAUUAA
Danaus chrysippus (African queen) is the source of this 1842-nucleotide messenger RNA. The record is from the annotation of a GenBank genome assembly. Lineage: Eukaryota; Metazoa; Arthropoda; Insecta; Lepidoptera; Nymphalidae.